AUCUUUCGCCAUUGAAUACUUUACCAAGCAAAAGAUCUAAUAAACAAUUACUGUUCGGAUUCAGACAGUACGAUACCCCCUUUUCCCUCCAAUCAUUCUCCAUUGUGUGUGCUUUCUCUCUCUGGAAUUGUUCUGUUUCUCUCUCUAACCCACUCCACUGGUGUUACGGCGGGAGACGAGGAAGUGAAAGAGUAGAAGAAAACAAUUCCCCUGCUUCUACGAAACUGUUUGAGGGUUUUGUGUUUCUUUUAGCAGUCUUGUUCAUGAGGUACUAUCUUUCGUCUCUCCCUGUAAGCUUUUCGGGAAUUUGUCACUAAUUGAGGUUUUUGCAUGUGGUGGAGUGGAAAGUCGUCAAUUUCAACUGGGUUGCAUGAAUUAUUAAUUUUUGUUUUCGUGAUUUGGGGAUUUAAUAAUUUUUGGCGAUUUUCUGUUCUGGGCUUCAAUUGUACUGUGCGGAGUUGAUCUUUAUGCCCUUGUAGUUGCUUCAAUUGAUUUGUUAAUUGAGCUAUCAAGAGCCGUCAUCAUAGGUUGCCAGUUAGUUGUUUUUGCACGAAGUGAUUUCAAUGGAGCAAUCAAAAAAUCCUUUUACUGGUCCUACUAAAGCCCCUUCCCUGAGUAUUUCCGAUAAAGAAAAAAGUGCAUGGAAACUUCCGAAUGAUACCAGUGCAUAUCAUGCAUCUACUGAUGCUAGUCUGUUUUCUACCUCUUUGCCUGUCUUCCCGCACGUGAAAUUUAAUUUUAAUGAAUCUGAACGAGUCAGAUCCAUCGAUCAUGGCUUCCCUAACCUUACUAAAGGUCGUGUAGCGGAUGAAGUUAAGGAUCCGCUUGAAGAUACUGAACCAAAUACCAUGGGAAACCUUCUUCCUGGUGACGAAGACGAACUUUUUGCUGGCCUAAUGGAUGAUUUUGAUCUUAGUGGGUUGCCGACUCAACUUGAGGAAUUAGAUGACGAUUUUUUUGGAAGCGGAGGGGGUCUGGAAAUAGAAUCCGAAAGUCAUGAGAGUCUAGUUAAUGGUAUUUCAAGGUUAAGCACGUCGGAUGGAAUUAGUGGAAGCACCAUUUCUCAUUAUGGUUUCACAAAUGGUGUUGCAGCUGUCAGUGGGGAACACCCAUAUGGAGAGCACCCGUCAAGGACGUUAUUUGUUCGCAAUAUCAACAGUAAUGUCGAGGACUCCGAGCUUAAGUCUCUCUUUGAGCAAUUUGGAGAUAUCAGAACUCUUUACACUGCAUGUAAACACAGGGGAUUUGUGAUGAUAUCUUACUAUGAUAUCAGAGCUGCCCGAACUGCAAUGCGCGCACUACAGAGCAAGCCCUUGAGACGAAGAAAACUCGAUAUUCAUUUUUCAAUUCCUAAGGAUAACCCAUCGGAAAAGGAUGUUAACCAAGGCACUUUGGUGGUGUUCAAUUUGGAUGCAUCUGUAUCCAAUGAUGACCUUCGCCAAAUAUUCGGAGCUUAUGGCGAAGUUAAGGAGAUAAGGGAGACACCUCAUAAACGGCACCAUAAAUUCAUCGAGUUUUAUGAUGUUCGAGCUGCAGAUGCGGCUCUUAAGGCUUUAAAUAGAAGUGAUAUAGCUGGAAAACGCAUAAAGCUUGAGCCUAGUAGGCCUGGUGGAGCCCGUCGGAGCUUAAUGCAGCAGCUUAGUCAGGAGCAGGAGCAAGAUGAAGCUCGAGCUUUUCUUCACCAAGUCGGUUCUCCAUUAGCUGAUUCUCCUCCAGGUAGCUGGACCAAUUACGGCAGUCCAGUCGAGCGCAAUUCACUGCAUGGUUAUAGUUCAACACCAAAGUUGGGAAGUCUGAGUCCUGUGGGAAACAACCACUUAACAGGCUUGGCUUCUAUUCUUCCGUCUCAUGCAUCAAAUCCCGUGAAAAUUGCACCCAUCGGUAAAGAUCCGGGAAGGAUGACCCACCCAAACCAGGUCGUCAGCAAGGCUAACAACACCCAAGGAGUGGCUUUUCAGAAUCAUUAUUCGAUUCCUGAUCCAAACUUAAGUUCCAGUCCCGGGCCCGUCUCACCGUUUGAUUAUUCCAAGCCGUCUAGCGUUGGGACGCUUUCUGGUCCUCAGUUUCUUUGGGGAAGUCCCUCUGUCCAGUCCGAGCAUGCUAAUUCGUCGGCAUGGUCAUCUUCGUUGAAGGCCCAUCCUUUUCCAUCCGGUGGUCAGGGAAUCGGUUUCCCCUAUGCCAGUCAGCGUGGCUCGUUUCUCGGGUCACAUCACCACGUUGGAUCUGCUCCAUCUGGUAUUCAAUUGGAAAGGCAUCUUGGCUUUUUCCCCGACUCUCCGGAAACUUCGUACAUAAACCAGGCAGCAUUUGGAGUAACGAAUUUCAGCCGCAAUGGUGGGAACCAUGCUGUGAAUGUUGGUGUCCCGGGCGCUGUGAAUAUGGGAGUCGCUUUCGCCGGUAACUACACUGAUAGUGGCUCUCCUAGUUCCAGAAUGAUGUCGAUGGUGAGAAACGGUCCUAUAUAUUACGGGAAUGGUUCUUUCGGAACCGCCAGCAAUGACGGAAUGAUUGAUCGUGCUCGAAGUAGAAGGGUCGAGACCGGAGGCCAAAUGGACAACAAGAAGCAGUAUCAACUCGAUUUGGAGAAGAUUAUGAGCGGUGAAGAUAGCCGAACUACAUUGAUGAUCAAGAACAUACCAAACAAGUACACGUCGAAGAUGCUACUGGCUGCUAUCGAUGAAACCCACAAGGGCACGUAUGAUUUUCUCUAUUUACCAAUAGAUUUUAAGAAUAAAUGCAAUGUUGGGUAUGCCUUCAUCAAUAUGGUGUCGCCUUCACACAUCAUCACCUUCUAUGAGGCGUUCAAUGGGAAGAAAUGGGAAAAAUUUAAUAGUGAAAAGGUCGCUUCCUUGGCAUAUGCAAGAAUUCAGGGAAAGAUUGCUCUGGUUUCGCACUUUCAGAAUUCAAGUUUGAUGAACGAAGACAAGCGUUGCCGGCCCAUUGUUUUCCAAUCGGAGGGCCAAGGGACUGGUGAUCUGGAACCGUUCCCGUCUGGCAAUCUUAACAUCUUUAUCCGUCAGCCAGACGGAUCCUACUUAGGAGAUUCUCUGGACAGCCCGAAGGGCGAUCCAGACAUCUUCGGAAGCUGAAUCCGAGCUGUGAAGUAGCCAACUCCCAAUAAGAAUUCAGGGAAAUAACGCUCUAACUCUGUAUAUUUUUGCAUAUAAAACGUGUUUCUAUUUAUAGUUGAGGUCAAUUGUGCAUAUGACUACACUUGUACUAGGGCAGUGUCCUCUCUUUUUUGCGAUGGAUACUUGUUUUUUUUAUCUUAUGGAAGAAUAUAUUUAACGAGGCAACGCCACCAUUGUCUGUACGUAUUCCGGCAGCUGAAGGAAGACGAAGAAGCACCUGAGGAUAGGAUAGGCUCAUCGCUCUUGUUCAUCCUUAUACGUAUCGUCUCUUCCCCAUUUUUAGACUUUUAGCUUCCAUUUUUCUGGCUGCUUGAGUUUCGACUGAUUUGGUCGCUGUAUAGUAGUUUAGAGGUAUGUAGACAUGCUGCUGUUUCGAGCAAAUGUAUAGCAGAGCAGGGCUUCAACGCUUUUCUUGUUUCAUGUGGUCUAAUGCUAAUAAUGGAACCACGCUUUUAAAUCA
This is a messenger RNA of Salvia miltiorrhiza (redroot sage), 3591 nucleotides long. RefSeq names its product protein MEI2-like 2. The record is from RefSeq and is a predicted model, not a curated record. NCBI's taxonomy places the organism in Eukaryota, Viridiplantae, Streptophyta, Magnoliopsida, Lamiales, Lamiaceae. Gene Ontology annotation, molecular function: RNA binding. The coding region runs from base 564 to 3089 and encodes 841 amino acids. The transcript is spliced from 15 exons.